CCUAAUUUUUUUGAAGAGACUGAUGAAAUUAUUACAAGUUGCAAGUGGAUACCAGAUGGUUUGGAUUUCUCACAAUGUGAUUAUUGGAUGUUCCCCCACUGUUCUGAUGACCACUACAGGAUGUAUGUAGUGAAUCUGAAGAACAAACGGUAUGAUUAUCUUGACAGCCUUUACCCUGACGAACUUGAUUCCAAGUUUCGUGCUGUUGCGGAUAUGGUGGUCCGCUAUGCCACAGAAUACAUUCCUGCCUGCAGAGAAGAGCCCUUCAAAUUUGAAGAAUUCAAGUGGGUUAGAAUGCGAGGGGUGAGACAACGUGGUGGGGUUGACUGUGGUGUUUUUGCUAUGAAUUUUGCUGAGUUUUGGGAUGGCAAACUGCAUCCAGCUAUGAGGAAUUGGCAAAGACAAAUCAAUCAGAGGCGGGAUGAGAUCACAUUAACAUUGCUGCUGAACAAGGAGAACAGUGUACUUGAAGAGGUGAAGAAGAAGAGUUUGGAGUUUGAUCGCAAGGUGGACUAGCUGAUUUUAGCAUGCAUUUGCAAGAACAGUUUCAGAUUUCAGUGUGUUAAUAUGUGUUUUAGUGUG
Linum tenue is the source of this 582-nucleotide messenger RNA. NCBI's taxonomy places the organism in Eukaryota, Viridiplantae, Streptophyta, Magnoliopsida, Malpighiales, Linaceae. The record is from the annotation of a GenBank genome assembly.